UUGUCUUAGUGAAUGACAUCGCAUCUGUCAGUUUCACGUGUAUUAAUAUUUGGCAAUUUCGUGAAAACUAAUUUCCAAGCUUAUAACCAUGUCCAAAAAACGCGGAAAUAAAAAGAAUCUAAAUUUGGAAAGUGACAAUGACGAAGAAGGGCCCGUUGCGAAAACGGAGGCCGAGAAAGGUAACAUAACCUCAAAACCAAGUAAAAGUAAAGCCCCCAAAAAGGGGAAAAAGGGCAAAAAAGACGAUUGGGUUGAUGAUGACGAUGACAAGACGGUCUCCCUGAUUGAUAGUGUUGACGAGGAGAUUCAACCCGUGGCGAAAAAAAGUGCAAAGAAGAAGUCGAAAAAGAAAGGUCACGAGUCCGGGAGUGAGGAUGAGGAAGAUAAAAUUGAGGUUAAAGCGGAGCAGAAUAAAAAGAAAGUGGGAAAAAAAGGUAAAAAUAAGGAUGAUGAUUGGUCGGACAAUGACAGUAAUGUGGAGUUGCAAAUUUCUGACGUAGAGGAAGAGAUUCAACCAGUGAAGAAAAGCACCAAGAAGAAUACUAAAACUAAAAAGAAGAAAGAUCUCAGUGAUGAGGAUGAAGCUCUGGAACAACAAAUUGAAGAACCCAAGCCAGUCGAAUCAGACAAAGAAGAAGAACCUGACGAAAUUACUGAAAAACUCUCCGAAAUGCAAAUAACAGAAGUGAAGAAAGAACCCGAAGAGAAAAAACUCACCCACAAGGAGAAGAAAAAACUGAAAAAGCAGCAAGAAUAUGAGAAACAGAUGGAAACCCUCCUCAAGAAAGGUGGUCAAGGCCACUCAGACCUCGACAGUAACUUCACUGUCUCCCAAUCGCAAAAAACCGCCGGUCAAUUGGCCCAAUUAGAGAACGCCGUUGACAUUAAAAUCGAAAAUUUCAGUAUCUCCGCAAAAGGCAACGAUUUGUUCGUUAACGCGAAUUUGCUAAUCGCGAACGGGCGUCAUUACGGUCUUGUGGGGCCCAACGGUCACGGUAAAACGACACUUUUACGUCAUAUUGCCCAACGCGCAUUUGCGAUACCCCCCAAUAUUGAUAUUUUGUACUGCGAGCAAGAAGUGGUCGCUGAUAACUUCUCAGCGGUCGAGUCUGUGUUAAAAUCAGAUGUUAAAAGGACUGAAUUAUUGGAUGAAUGUAAAGAAUUGGAGGAUGCGUUUAAUGCCGGUGAUUUGGGAGUCCAGGACCGGCUUAACGAAGUUUAUGCCGAAUUGAAGGCCAUUGGGGCGGAUUCGGCCGAACCCAAGGCUAGGAGAAUCUUAGCUGGUUUAGGAUUUACUAAAGAAAUGCAGGAUAGGGCAACUAAAAAUUUUUCUGGUGGAUGGAGAAUGAGGGUGUCCCUAGCAAGAGCGUUGUACAUAGAACCGACUUUGUUACUUCUUGAUGAACCAACGAAUCAUUUAGAUUUAAAUGCGGUUAUUUGGUUGGACAAUUAUUUGCAAACUUGGAAAAAAACUCUCCUUAUUGUUUCACACGACCAGUCAUUCUUAGAUAAUGUUUGUAAUGAAAUUAUCCAUUUGGAUAAUCAAAAGUUGUAUUAUUAUAAAGGGAAUUAUUCAAUGUUUAAAAAAAUGUAUCAACAAAAACGGAAAGAAAUGAUUAAGGAGUACGAGAAGCAGGAAAAACGUCUGAAAGAGUUAAAAGCACACGGAUCGUCGAAGAAACAAGCCGAGAAGAAGCAAAAAGAGGCUUUGACGAGAAAACAAGAAAAAAAUAGGACGAAAAUGCAGAAACAAGAGGACGAAACAGCCCCAACUGAACUUCUUCAAAAACCUAAAGAAUAUUUCGUCAAAUUUUCAUUCCCGGAGCCUCCGCCUCUACAACCCCCAAUUUUGGGGUUACAUAACGUAACUUUCGCAUACGCGGAUCAAAAACCCCUCUUCCGCAACACCGAUUUCGGUAUCGACAUGAGCAGCAGAGUAGCAAUUGUCGGUCCAAACGGAGUCGGGAAAUCCACCUUUUUGAAAUUACUAACUGGUGAUUUGACUCCACAACAAGGUGAAGUGCGGAAAAAUCAUCGACUGAGAAUCGGCCGUUUUGAUCAACAUUCAGGCGAACAUUUAACGGCUGAAGAAACCCCCGCUGAAUAUCUAAUGAGAUUGUUCGAUUUACCGUACGAAAAGUCGCGAAAGCAAUUGGGAACUUUCGGUCUAGCGAGUCACGCUCAUACCAUCAAAAUGAAGGAUUUAUCGGGCGGGCAAAAAGCACGAGUGGCUUUAGCCGAACUGUGUCUUAAUGCACCCGAUGUCCUGAUUUUGGACGAACCGACGAAUAAUUUAGAUAUCGAGUCAAUUGAUGCGCUAGCUGAAGCUAUUAACGACUUCAGCGGUGGUGUCAUUAUAGUGAGUCACGACGAACGACUUAUCCGUGAGACAGACUGCGCCUUGUAUGUAAUAGAAGACCAGACCAUAAACGAACUAGACGGAGACUUUGACGACUACCGCAAAGAACUCUUGGAGAGUCUGGGUGAAGUGAUCAAUAGCCCCAGUAUUGCAGCAAAUGCUGCUGUUGCUCAAUAACUUUACUAAAAUAUUUCUACAUUGUAUUUAUUUAAAAAAAAAAAAAACAAAUACAAUCAAUAUUUUAAU
Tribolium madens (black flour beetle) is the source of this 2605-nucleotide messenger RNA. Its product is annotated as ATP-binding cassette sub-family F member 1. The record is from RefSeq and is a predicted model, not a curated record. Bases 89 to 2536 code for a protein of 815 amino acids. The transcript is spliced from 8 exons. Gene Ontology annotation, molecular function: ATP binding; ATP hydrolysis activity. NCBI's taxonomy places the organism in Eukaryota, Metazoa, Arthropoda, Insecta, Coleoptera, Tenebrionidae.